GUCAUAUAGUGAGUGGCGGGGCACGCAGGGCGGGGCAUGGUCACACCGGGGUCUUACCAGGGUCAGCCAGGAUAGCAGAAUGAAGUUGUAAUGUAAUUUUGGCAAUUAGAGUGAGGAUGGACCAGUUGCUACUCAGUGAUGCAUUGGAGUGUUCAGUGUGCUUGGAGCAGCUCGGUUCCACCUCCCGUGUUCUUCCAUGUCAACACACAUUCUGCCGCCGUUGUCUUAAUGAUAUUGUUCACACUCAUAAGGAACUAAGAUGUCCAGAAUGCCGCGUUUUAGUAGAGGUGCCUGUAGACGAACUCCCACCAAAUAUCUUGCUGAUGAGAAUUUUAGAAAGCAUGAAAAGUGUUCCACGGCCUGCAGUCAGCCAACCUUUGAAGCCGUCUCAGACAAUUCCUCAUCCUAGUCAGCCUCCUGGCAGGCCUGAAUCACUGGAUGGUCCUCCACUUACUCAAGCUCCUCCACCACCAUCACAUCAUGGUUCCAACUCGUACUCAGGAUCCUCCUCAACCACUUCUGAAGCUGCAUUGUCCUCUGCGGGAUAUUUGGUUGGGAUUGGUGGUGGAGGGACUGGAGGUCUAGGGGGUUCCUGUGGUGGAAAUGGAGUAGGUAGCAACAAUUUGGGAGGUGGAAGAGGAUAUGGGGAAUCUCUUGGGCGUGAAACAAACUCCAUUCAAGGCAGCACGAGUUCAGCAGUAUCUGGUGUCUCAUCUUUUGGCAACCUUAACAUAAGCAUCUCAACUUCAUCUCCUACCUCUCAACCAACAUUAUUACCUAAUGUGGUACAACAAAGACAGAUAUCAACCCUCCAACCCUGUGCAAAAGCCCUCUAUAAUUAUGAAAGAAAAGAAGCAAGGGACCUUAGUUUCAAAAAAGGAGAUAUAAUAAUGCUGGGGAAGAAGAUCGACUCCAACUGGUACCAGGGUGAACUCAAUAACCAAACAGGAUUUUUCCCCGCUUCUUAUGUUCAGGUUAUUACUCCACUUCCAAGCCACAUCCCUCAGUGUAAGGCUCUCUAUGACUUUAAGAUGACUAAUGAUGAAGAGAGAGAUUGCCUCACAUUUAGUAAGGGUGAAAUUCUCACUGUGCUAAGACGGGUCGAUGAAAACUGGGCUGAAGGUAAGCUCGGCUCUCGCAUCGGAAUAUUUCCUCUCUCCUUUGUCGAUCUUAACAGUGCUGGCAAAGCCCUUAUGAAGCUUUCCCUCAAUGCACAACAGGGCCCCUCGCGUGUUGCCCCUCCAACCCCCACUAGUUUAGAGGGGGAGUCCCCCACCCCCCUCAUACUGAGUGAGGGGAGUGGUCCUCCCUCAGCUCAAGCUCAUCCUCUCUCUCAGAUAGAGUCUUCAUCCUCAUCAUCAUCUGUGGUGACUAGCCCCGACCCCUCUCUACCUUCCCCGACCUCCACAUCUGCAUCCCCACCUAACAUUGGCCCCUCGCCCUCCUCCCCUAUAGUACCACCUUCAGCUGUAGCCCCUCUCCUGCGGGGGCCAAACACACGCCACCAGCGGGAGAAGAGGCACAGCUUCACUGCUGUGCGCACCCACAACCCCAGCCCCCCGCGAUCUCCUGCCUCCCCGCACAGACAUUCCUUAGAAAUUGUAAGCCCCACUGAGGAGCCUUCCAACCAUGGAUGUAAUGUAGGUUCUGCUGACUUUAGUGCUGGUGGGCCAGGACCUACACCAAAUGAUUCUCAGGAAGUCAUAGUUAGUGGAGAACAAACAACGGUAACGGAAUUUCAAGGAUCACCAAGAGUACGACCUGCUGUAGUUACAACAAGCUCUCUGGGGCUCUCUUCAUCUACUCCACAAGUGACAGCAACUACAUUUUAUGUUGCCUUGUACUCAUAUCGAGGACGAAAAGCUGACGAGCUAGAAUUAAGAAAAGGCUACAUAUACACAGUAACAGAAAAAUGCCAGGAUGGAUGGUACAAGGGACGCUGCAUUACGACGGAUAGAACUGGCGUCUUCCCGGGGAACUAUGUUCAAGUUGCCAAACCUCAGAUGAUUGCUGCAUACUUGGCAAAGCGCAACGCAAGAGGAUCGUCAAACCUGAAUCGCGAUAACAACGGUAGCGGAGGAUCCCUUGGAGGUAACAACAAUGGGGAAAACUUGUCUGGUACAUCAGCCGUUGUGAGCUACACGCGGCCCAGACCAAGCCUUAGUAGUGGAUCAGAUGGGAGAAACUGUGAAGGGUCUCGUGGUGAGAAUACAAGUCUCCUGGACACACCAGUCCAUUCUAUGGUACCCACACUCUCUCCAACUCACUCUUCGCCUCAUGCCGGGUCCCUCUUGCCUGGGGCGGCUGGUGGACUGGGUAGUAAUAGUCCUCCCUCAUCACUGCCACCGGAAUUGCCUCCCAGAUCUGUUAGUUCCUCUAUUGAUGGCUCUACACAUCGCUCAGUUGGACACACAUCAGCAUCUUGGCAUGCUUCAUCUCCUACUUCACAGGGCUUUUCCAGUAAUCAAAGAUCAAGUGGAAUAAGCAAUGCUGUCUCACCUCCGCCAAAUAUUGCUCUUGGUGAGAAUAGCUCCGUUGCUACUGGUAACUCCCCGUCUUCAAAAUCUGAUAAGAGAAGCACGAAGGAGCGAGGGGGGGGAAGUGGGGGGAUGAGCCUGAUGCGCAAGUUUACAAGUAGCGGUAAAAAAAAGAGCAAAUCUCCACCACCUUCGUAUUCAAUGGACAACCCAGUGUUUGAGGACUCUACAGUAUCCGCCAGUGUGCAACAUGUCCAUACUAGAUCAGGGUCAUGCCCAGGCACUCUGGUAGGUGGGGGUACAGGUGGUGUCUUGGUAACAAGCUUAGGCUUUGGUCCUAACUCUCGCCUUCGUGCUGCUGGGGGAUCCUGCCGUGUUCGAUCUCGUGAUCGACCUAAUCUCAUCCUCUCCAAUCUCAUGUUACGGGGAAGGACUGGCAGCAACCCAGACACAAGUGAAGUUGGUGAGGCACCUCAUCCUCCAUCAUCCUCUCCCCCAACUGCCAUCCAAACUACAGGUGAUGUCUCCACAGACACUGCCAGACGCAAAAAACAGCCGGCACCUCUUGUACGUGAAAGAUUCCGCUGCAUAGUGCCAUAUCCUCCAAACAGUGAAUAUGAACUAGAGUUGCAGCUGGGUGAUAUAAUUUAUGUCCACAAGAAACGAGACGAUGGUUGGUAUAAAGGAACUCUUCAGCGGACGGGCAAGACUGGUCUUUUUCCUGCUAGUUUUGUUGACUCAUGUUAGCUGAAAUAAGUGCCAGCAAAAACUUAUGUUAGUAAGCGAACUCCAUAAAAAGUAUUUGUGCUGAUUCUUGGUCUUCAUAGAGUAACUAUAAUGUAUAGCUAAGCUUUUCUAGCAGACGUAAUGGAUGUUUGGAAGAUUUUGAUACUUUUGUAGCUGCAUGAAAUCAUGAAAAUAACCCAUUUAUGAGAAUAAUUGUGGCUCCUGUGAUGUAGAGUUAUGUUAUGUCAUGCUGAUCAGCAUGACAUCUUGGUGAUCAUUUAUAGUGUCUCUCAUCAGUUGAAACAUGAUAUCAUAUUCUGUAUGCAGUGUUUAUUUGGUCUGCUUCAGCUAUAUAUUUGUUAUAAUUAGUAAUUUUUGGAUUAUUCAAAUCACUUUGGUUAAAGAGUGGACUAAGCUAUCUAGAACUUAAUAUAAUCUCUUAUAAUAAAUUGCUGAAAAGAGCUAUUAUUCUUAGGCCUCUAUUUACAAAAAAUGUGUAGUACCUUAUAAGCAAGUAAUUGUUACUAAAACGUACUAAGGUGUACAUUUGUGGUGUUGUGAGCUGAUGGUGCUGUGUUAGUGUGUGUAGUUGGUGGGUCAGUUAGUGUUGAAGGGUGUGAACUUCAAUUUGGUAUUUUGCUUUCAAGGAUUGGUGAUAUGUUGAUGCUCAGAUCUGCCAUUUUUAGAUUAACCUAAGUGUUCAUGAAGCCUAUUAUCAGCUGCAGGAAGUGAUAAGUUCCUAAUUGUUACUUAAAGGAAAGCUAUUGAGCAAAACUUUGCUUGCUCUGUAUUUUCUUCAGCUAUUACUGCUAGCCACUAUAUCAAAGAACAAAUCAAAGAAAAUUAAAUGAAUCCAUAUAUCUGUGGACUGGCAAAGCUAAGUCAAGGUUUAUUGAGUAUUUAAAAUUCACAAUUUGUAGUUUUGUUUUAAAUACAGUAUACACACAAUAUUUAAUGACUACUAAGGCCUGAGAGAUGUCAAUGGAUGUGAGUUGUCUUGUAAGAUCUUAGAGAAGCUUGGUUAAGAACAAAAGAAUUAAAGGAACUGCAGACUGCGUAUUGGCCCGUACGAGACAGCUCCUAUUUAUGUCCAAUCAAACUCAUUCAUCUAUAUGUCUAACGUACAUUUGAAACAAUCAAGUGAUGCUAUGUCUAUUAUGUUAUCUGGCUUUAGUAUGGAUCUUUAUAUUUCUGGACUGUUUUUUUUAAUGUGCAUCAAAAUUAUAUUCAUGAGUCACAUAUAUUACAUAAACAAAAAAGACUAAUGACAUAACUUAUAGUUGUAUAACACAAACUAUUUGUAUUUCAUGAGUGGCCAUGAUUAACACAUUUUAAGAAUGUAAAGUUGUGAUUUAUUUAUCUUGAUCAACGUGUAAGUAGCUCUGAUGAAGACGGAACAAAUGACUUCAUGUGACUACCGUACUCUACAGUAACGAUUUAAGAUAAGAAGAAACUUUAGACUGAACAUACCAGUAGAAAGCAAGGUGUUGCCUCAGGCUGACAGGUUUUAUAUUAAUAUUACUGCAGGUGUUUAUGCCAGUUGUGUGUGGAGGUGUUUGUGCCAGUUGUGAGUGGAGGUGUUUGUGCCAGUUGUGAGUACAGGUGUUUGUGCCAGUUGUAAGUGGAGGUGUUUGUGCCAGUUGUGAGUACAGGUGUUUGUGUCAGUUGUGAGUACAGGUGUUUGUGCCAGUUGUGAGUACAGGUGUUUGUGCCAGUUGUAAAUGCUGGUGUUUAUGCCAGUUGUGAGUGGAGGUGUUUGUGCCAGUUGUGACUGAAGGUGUUUGUGCCAGUUGUGAGUGGAGGUGUUUGUGCCAGUUGUGAGUACAGGUGUUUGUGCCAGUUGUGAGUACAGGUGUUUUUGCCAGUUGUAAGUGGAGGUGUUUGUGCCAGUUGUGAGUACAGGUGUUUGUGCCAGUUGUGAGUACAGGUGUUUGUGCCAGUUGUGAGUACAGGUGUUUGUGCCAGUUGUGAGUGGAGGUGUUUGUGUCAGUUGUGAGUACAGGUGUUUGUGCCAGUUGUGAGUGCAGGUGUUUAUGCCAGUUGUGAGUGGAGGUGUUUGUGCCAGUUGUGAGUGGAGGUGUUUGUGCCAGUUGUGAGUACAGGUGUUUGUGCCAGUUGUGAGUACAGGUGUUUGUGCCAGUUGUAAGUGGAGGUGUUUGUGCCAGUUGUGAGUACAGGUGUUUGUGCCAGUUGUGAGUACAGGUGUUUGUGCCAGUUGUGAGUACAGGUGUUUGUGCCAGUUGUGAGUGGAGGUGUUUGUGUCAGUUGUGAGUACAGGUGUUUGUGUCAGUUGUGAGUACAGGUGUUUGUGCCAGUUGUGAGUACAGGUGUUUGUGCCAGUUGUGAGUGCAGGUGUUUAUGCCAGUUGUGAGUAUAGGUGUUUGUGCCAGUUGUGAGUACAGGUGUUUGUGUCAGUUGUGAGUACAGGUGUUUGUGUCAGUUGUGAGUGCAGGUGUUUAUGCCAGUUGUGAGUGGAGGUGUUUAUGUCAGUUGUGAGUGCAGGUGUUUAUGCCAGUUGUGAGUGCAGGUGUUUAUGCCAGUUGUGAGUGCAGGUGUUUAUGCCAGUUGUGAGUGCAGGUGUUUAUGCCAGUUGUGAGUGCAGGUGUUUAUGCCAGUUGUGAGUGCAGGUGUUUAUGCCAGUUGUGAGUGCAGGUGUUUAUGCCAGUUGUGAGUACAGGUGUUUAUGCCAGUUGUGAGUACAGGUGUUUAUGCCAGUUGUGAGUGCAGGUGUUUAUGCCAGUUGUGAGUGCAGGUGUUUAUGCCAGUUGUGAGUACAGGUGUUUAUGCCAGUUGUGAGUGCAGGUGUUUAUGCCAGUUGUGAGUGCAGGUGUUUAUGCCAGUUGUGAGUGCAGGUGUUUAUGCCAGUUGUGAGUGCAGGUGUUUAUGCCAGUUAUGAGUGCAGGUGUUUAUGCCAGUUGUGAGUGCAGGUGUUUAUGCCAGUUGUGAGUGCAGGUGUUUUAUUUGCCAUUAUUUUAUGAGCAAGAUAAUUGUUUUUAUUAAUAUAUAAAUUUAAGGUCCCAAUAAUUUUUGUCUGUUGAGAAUACCGAAAGCAAAUGUAGUCAUGACAUAUUUGAUAAGAAUUUUGUGACACUUUCAUGUGUGUUUAUUCAUUUUUCAGGUUUUAUAUUUAACUAACAAGAUUUAUAUUUGCUAUUUGUAAAGCCCGGCUUCUUAUGAUUUAAAUUCAAGACUAAUUUAAGGAUUUAGAUGUAGUACAGUUUUUGAAACUUUAUGAAUUGUGUAUUUUGUAAUGAGUGAUGAAUGUGUUGGCUUUGUUUAACUAGAGAACAAUGUGACACUACAUGCACCUUCCACAUUACUAAGUUCAAAUAUUUAUGGCUUAGAACUAUGAAAACUAGAAUGUGUAUUUUGUUUUUAACAAAUAUAGAACAGACUGCCUAAUAUACACCAGCAAAGGGAAUGUCUUCCUCUUCUCCACAAAAGUUACCAAAAGGUAGUGGACACAAAAUUUUUAAGAUAAAAUAUGUUCUUUUAACUUACAUAAAGUAGAAUACUGCCCUUGCAACACAAGUACCAACAACACACAACAUUCAUUCAUUCACUCAUUCAUUCAUUCAUUCAUUCAUUCAUUCAUGCAUACAUAUAUACAUGUAUAAAUAAUGUGUGUAUAUGUAUACACACACAUACAUAAAUGUAUACUGUGUGUAUGCCAUAACCAUUUAAAAAUGGGAAACUUCAUAUUACAAAAACUAUAUGGAAGACAAGACACUACUAUAUGCUAUACUGUAUUUAGGUACAGUAUAUAUACCCUUGGGUAAUUGUAUACUCAUACAAAUUAAAUAGAUUUAGACAUGCUAUAAAAUGGGCCCCUUGGACCUAAAGUACAAGAGCAAGGAGAGAGAGAGAGAAUGUUAAAUAUACCAAAACCAGUAGAUAAGAAAAAGCCGAUAACACCUCAUGCAAAAUUGUGACAGAAAAACAAAAUUGACAUAGUAAAUUUGCUUUACAAUUAUAUCUCAAGGCUGAUAAAUUGUAUGAAAUAAAUUGGUUUAAAAGAAUCAAACUUUUUGUUAGGUCUGGUGUGGUUCUGUAGUAGACAGUUGAGUGUUGAUGGGUUUCCAGCCGUAGUGGUGUUGCCUCGGAAGCUUUCGAAGACGCCACGGACAAUGAAAUCGUCUUUACCAUACCCAUCUUCCAGCAACAAAUUCCUUACUGGGAUUUCUACGCUAUCAUUCGUAAUGUAAUCCACAACCUCUGGGAAGGGGGGAGAGAUCUGGUUACUAACUGCUCACCAGAAAUCCUGCACUUAACAAAUGUGACCUAUCACUGAAAUUCUUCCUGUCACUGAAAUAAAAAGUGUAUAUAAUAUAUACGACUAUAAAAAAUAUAUAUAUAGAGUACAGACAAUGCUAUACUGUAUUAUCAUCUUGGCAUGGCACUUACUCUUUAACAGUUUUAUUGGCAAAACAGAAGUUUGAAUUUCAUAAACCAGUAGAGUGUGUAGAGAAUGAUCAUCACAUUAUUGAAAAAAAACAGUAUUAUGAAAGUAAUUAUUUAAAUCCAGUGAAAAUUGUGACUAAAAAAAACUGGAUGAAUUGAUUACUAUUUAGUAUAGGGUUCCCCAAAGUUAUCCUUGUCAUUCAUAGCCUUUAUUUAAAAAAGUUAUUAAAAUUGUGAGGCAGAGAGUGUGAAGACUAAUGCAUUGCUUACCUUUCCAGUAAUACGUUAAGUUUAUCUCCUUGUCCAAUAUGCUACCAUAAAUAGUGUUUUUACUGGUUCUUCUUCACCUACUCCACAUACACACACACAUUAACAUCACCGUAUAUCUUCAUUACAAGGCCAUUAUUGACUACCCAUACAUGUCUCCCAUUUUCAUACUUUACUCCUCCAAUUAUAAUAAUAGUGUGAUCACACACAAGUUACAGCUAACCAUAUAAAUACAGUAUACGUAAACUUGGCAGGUUCCUUUAUAGUACGCACAGCCUUUUUGAGGCAAAUUUAAUUGCACUACAUUUCAAUUGCAAUAUAAUGACUGAUCAAAGUUUGAGAUUCCUUACAUAUAAAGACCAACAUUCACCAAGAUAAAAUGCAUUAAAAUAAGUCACAUUAAAUUGUUACAAAUCAAUUUUAAGUUGACAUUUUGACCUCUACCAAUUAUGAGUACAAUAUUAUUAUACAUAAUUUGAUUGAUACCCAAAAUAUAUGGGCAACUGUUGUGUUAUAAUUUGUUUCAUAUUUAGUUUAUUUUUGUGUAAUUUACAUAAAGAAAUUUAACAAAAAAAAAAAAAAGAUGAAUUUACAUUGGCGAGGUAAAUCAUUUAUAAACUGUAUACAAAUAUUUAAAAAUAAAUUAUCAGCGUAAAUUAUAUGUAUUAGUGUACUUUACUAGAAUGUUAAGGGGUUUGGUUUGCCAUUGUUGGGGACAGGAAAGGUACUUGGUAUAUUGAGAUACCCUUGGCCAGCUGACUGACCUUUGAGAUGCAACCCACUACAGUCUACAAAUAUCCAGGUACUCAUUUACUGCUAGACAAACACACACGCACACACAUUGGGAUGUAAGGAAACACUUCCAAACAUCUCGCCUCACUUGACAAUUGAUUCCCAGACCAAACUGUUGUAAGACAACGUCACUGAAAAGUAAAAUGUGUUUGAUAAAAAUAAGCAUUGUUUAAUAGUAAAGGUUUAGUUGUCUUUUGAAUUUGGGUUAUACAGAAUAUUUAUAUAGAAUUUCAAGUACCCAGUAGUUCUGUAUAGUAAAAUGAAUGAAAAAAUAUGCAUUUGUUGCAUCGAAUAGUCAGAUAUUUUAUAAUCACAAAAAUGUCAUGGUUUUCUCUGUACGGUACUUUAAUAUUUAAUAUUAUUGGUUGUCACUAUUUAAAAUUAUUUUAUUCGGGAUUUGAAUACUCCAUCAGCUAAAAUGAACAGUGCUCUAUAACCACACCAACUUGUUACUUUCUUUUGAUAAUUACUUAUUUGAAUACUAAGUCACUUUGAAUAAGUUGAACUAUCACCAAGUACAUUUUCCCACUCGCCAAAAUUGGUAGGCCUUCCGUACAUUAUUGUGUUUACAGUCUGAACACACUAGUUGCCAGUCGUAACAAUACGCGGCCGUUAUACUUCUCUUUAUGUACCACUUCCUGCUUCUUCCCAUUCAAAUAAUGUACAGUACAUAGAAACUGCCCCUCUGUGAACUUUCAAACUUUGAUCUUGCUUAUAUUAAUAUUAUAUUAAUUCAUAUGCUUCAUAAUUAGUCAUCCUCAGAUUGGGAAUUCAUAUUGGUAAUAACUUUUAUUUUUUGUUUUAUCAAGUGGUCAUAGUAAUAUCUUUAAGUUGAUUUGAAAUAUUUGAACAAGUGAAGGAUACGUGACUUUACAAACGAUUCUUGUUGCAACAAGUACUGUACACAAAACUUUAACACACACACACUACCACAUGUCUGUAUGUCUGUAAUUUAGAUUCUUGAGUUUAAGUUGGUAAUACUGUAUAUACAUUGGUCAUUGGUCAGUAUUAUUAUCUUUCUUUCUCGGUAUUGCCACAUCUGAUUAUUAUUAUUAUUAUUAUUAUUAUUAUUAUUAUUACUAUAUUAUUAUUAUAAUUAUUACUAUAUUAUUAUUAUAAUUAUUAUUACUGUAUUAUGAUUUAUUAUAAUAAUAAUAAUAAUUAUUAUUAUUAUUAUUUUUAUGGGUGCUAUUGUAGUUAUUCCCAGUAUGAAUACCUUAUUGUUUCAUCUUUUCUUGCGUUUCCAUUCAAUGUUAUAAGAAUAGCUGUGGGAAGUGUUGGUACCACCUCCUUGAUGAUGGCUCCAUGGGUCACGCUAACACUGGAACAAUCACAUCAAACAUUGAUGCAGCGUAAAAGUCACACAUUGUACUGACUUGAAACUUCAUUAAAUUUUGAGCCAAAACAUAUGGGUGCUAUUGAAAUUAAGCUUUGCCGAUUUGAAACCUACAUUUAUGUACAGGGAUUAUCAUUACAUUGAACUUGCUUUUGUUAUUGAAUAGGUACCCAAGUAUCAUUUUAUUUUUGUUUAGUUCUUAGAAGAGAAAUGAGAGAUUAUCAUCACAAAGUGUGGUUGUCAUCCCUUGCCUUACUACCAAAACAACAACAACAACUUGCCCACCAACACCCCCCAUCCCCUUAACACUUUCGCGCUCUCGGCGCUCAAAAAAAAACAAUACCCCAGAUGCUUUCGGCACUUCGCGCGCCUACGCGGUAAG
Procambarus clarkii (red swamp crayfish) is the source of this 10381-nucleotide messenger RNA. RefSeq names its product Plenty of SH3s (gene POSH). Gene Ontology annotation, molecular function: protein binding. Lineage: Eukaryota; Metazoa; Arthropoda; Malacostraca; Decapoda; Cambaridae. The record is from RefSeq and is a predicted model, not a curated record.